Molecule: messenger RNA, 1567 nt
Organism: Eleginops maclovinus (Patagonian blennie)
Lineage: Eukaryota; Metazoa; Chordata; Actinopteri; Perciformes; Eleginopidae
Exons: 8
Coding region: 56-1567 (503 amino acids)
Cellular component (GO): cytoplasm
Molecular function (GO): heme binding
Source: RefSeq, a predicted model, not a curated record
AGAGUGCAGCAGACUGCAGUCUCUCCUCUCUCCUCCCUGCAGUUGGACCAGCACUAUGGCUUUCGUCUCAGUUUUGGCGUUUCUGACCCUCGCCGUCGCUGCUGAAGGAAGCGUCGGACCAAGCUCCAACAGCAGCUUCUGCACCGAGUCCAAGGAGUGCCUGGAAUAUCAGCUGGUCUGCAAAACAGACGAAUAUGAGGUGCGCCACUACAGUCCGACCCGCUGGGUGUCCACAGAUGCAGAGGCUUAUUUUAUGGGAGUGGGAGCAGCGAUGGCCUUCAGGAGACUCUUCCAGUUCAUCACCGGGGCCAACGAGGGGGGAGUCCAGAUGGAGAUGACCGCCCCCGUCCUGGUGAAGAUCCCGGAGGAGACCAGGAUGUGGGAACCAGCCGUCUACACACUCAGCUUCCCGCUGCCGGCAGCCUAUCAGGAUGAGCCGCCAGCGCCAACCAAUGACAAGCUGUACUUCACGGAGAUGCCGGAGAUGGAUGUGUAUGUGCGGGGGUACGGGGGCUGGAUGCUGUCCGUCACCUCCCGGCUGCACGCCCACCUCCUGACCAAAGAGCUGGCUAGGGUCGGAGCCUCGUACAACCACAGCUACCACUACGGAGUGGGAUACGACAGUCCCUUGAAGCUGUUGAACAGGCACAACGAGGUGUGGUACGUGGCCGAGGGGGGUGUAGUUUGCACGGAUCCUCAGGAGCCGACCCCCCCUCACACCCCCGGGCCGACUACUCCCCUCUCCCCCACAGACUCUGCCGACCCCCCCCUCCCACACACACUCUCCGACUCCCCCGUUCUCACCCCCGCCUCCAACCUGUCCUCAGCAUCCAACUCCUCAGAGCCCCCCGCCUUCCCCCAAUCUGACGCCAGUCCCUCGUCCAGCAACCCCCCCACCUCCACCGUCAUCGUGCAGGACCCGACCCCUGCCCCCGCCGCUUCAGUGAGCCCCUCCCUGCAGCCCGACGCCCCCCUGGGGAACAGCACCACCCUCCCCCUCGCCCUCAGCACUGGGGGGCCACGAGCUGACACCCCCCAAGAGGAGCCCAUCACCCCCAUCCCCCCCAUCACCCACAUCACCCACAUCAUCCCCAUCCCCCCCAUCACCCCCAUCAUCCCCAUCACCCACAUCACCCACAUCAUCCCCACAUCAUCUCCAUCACCCCCAUCAUCCCCAUCCCCACCAUCACCCCCAUCACCCCCAUCAUCCCCACCACCCCCAUCACCCCCAUCACCCCAUCACCCUCAUCACCCCGUCACCCCAUCCCCACCAUCACCCCCACCACCCCCAUCAUCCCCACCACCCCCAUCAUCCCCACCACCCCCCAUCACCCCCAUCACCCUCAUCACCCCAUCACCCCAUCAUCCCCGUCACCCCAUCCCCACCAUCACCCCCAUCACCCCCAUCACCCUCAUCACCCCAUCACCCCAUCAUCCCCAUCACCCCCAUCAUCCCCACCACCCCCAUCACCCUCAUCACCCUCAUCACCCCCAUCAUCCCCGUCACCCCAUCAUCCCUAUCACCCCCAUUAAACCCCACCCCGAUCAGCUGAUAUAUAAUAACUAA